AUGCACAAACCAUUUCAUUUUGUACUCUUCAUAGUUUUGGCUUUGGGAGCUGAGUGGCAAACAGGAUUGGACAACGUGAUCAAAAACUAACCUCAAUUGACACUCACCAGCAAUUAUCCAAUCCACACUCAAAUCGAAAUCCUAUUUGACAAGCAAUUCUCAGAGUAUGUAUCUGUCUUAAAAGAGUGCCUGAAGUAUUGCUCAUGUUUGAACAAGUAACCUUCGAAUCAACCUUGGAUGUCGACAUUAAUCUAUCAUUGGGUCAAGUGACCAAAUCUGGUAGAAUAUUUAAGCUCUCCUUUUAGGUUUCGAAUUACGGUAUCGUCUAGGAGGACCUGCAAGAGUCCAAUAACUUAAAGUCAGAUGGGUGGCAUUCGUCGAUAAAAAUGUCUAACUCACCUACCGUGAAUUCAAUUUCAUGCAAUUAAGGGAACUUCGCCAAGGUAUUCUCAUCCAUCAAAUACUUCAAGGUUCUGGUAUAAGGGAAGACACCUUCACCCAACCUGUCAACGCUAACAUCCAAUCACCCAAAGUUAGUGCUUUUCUUGUGGGGUUCAAAAUUAAUCCAGAAAACGGACCAUAUGCUCUUCAAAUCAAUUGUGCUCUGGAUUCACAAUUGCAAAACGUUGAUUUGAAUUUAAAAACUAAAGACACUACCCAUGUAAGAUAUGUCAAAGUGGCUUUGAUUAUUGUGGGAGAAGGUUCUAAAGCUAUAACAAAAUAAGGCGGUGUGGAUUCUAGAGGUUUCAAUUACUUUGAAGUAAAGAUAAAUAUAUUUUUCAAGGAACAAAGCACUAGUGGAAUUAGAAGAAUCAAUUACAAACAAGUUGUUCCAGAAACCUACCUAACGGCACCUUCAGACAACAUUCUGAGUCAAGGACUUAGAGGCUUUGAGGCAAAUAGUACAGAAAGUGAACUUAUUUCAAUGAGCUUGGAUAAGUAUCAUGUAUUCGAUGAGAAUUAUGAAAUGAACUUUGGUCCAUGUAUGGAGUACUUUUCUAUUAAGAGUGAAUGGCACUCUGAUCUACAGUCUAGAUUUCUCCAUCCUGUUGCACGAACCAACCAAAAUAGAGAAAAUGACAAUGAGUCAUCUGCGUAGAAAAUGAGUUUAAUAAAUCAAUAUAAGAUACUGGGCAAAUUGAAAUUGCCUUCUUUUUUUUUCCUUUUUCAUUUUGUUUGUAUUGCACAUAUUUUGUAAAUGCAAAUUUAUUUCCUUUUUUCUUUAAACAAUCAUGUUAUUGUUAUUGGCUAAGUUUUAUUUUAAUUAAAUUUAAAUCAUUCCUUUUUUUUUCUAUAAUAGUACUUUUUUGAAUAUUAUUUCUUAAUUGGGACGGAAAACGAGAUUGAGAAAUACCUCUUUGUUUCUCAAGAUUAAAUUGGGAAUAAAGACUAAAGUAAUUAAUAUUAAUAUUUAAUAUUUAAUAAUUUAUAUCAGUAGAACAGAAUGCAUACUUUUCGAAAAUUCGCAAGAGGCUAUAUGCAAACCAUGCUCUAUGGGAUUGAAGAGAGACCAAAAUUUAAAGUAUACAACAGAUUUUAUUAAAUUAGAUGGAUGGUACAUUUUAUUUUAUUUUGCAUUUAAUCAAUCAUUUUCAAUAUUUAUCAAUAAUCGUGAAUGCAAAUUAGAACAAGCGUUUUACAGACUUUAAAUUGGCUUAUUCACAAGACUUUUUGGAGUUUUUCAUCUUAAAUAAUACCUUGAAAUCAUCUAUGACAUCAAAUUUGGCAUUAGUUAUUAUCGCAAUCUCAUUUGCCUCCCAAUUAAUACUCAUCCUAUUUUUGAUGUUCUCCACAUUCAUUAGAAUAUGGACAGCCAAUCUUAUAAGAAGAGACAUCACAGGAAAUGAUAACAUGAAUUCCCAAAUAUAGCAAUGGGUGAUGAGUUUCAAUGAAACCCUCCAUUGGUAUUUUGUUCUGUAUCCUGUAAUUUAUCUCCAAAUUGCAGUUAUUUCUUUUAGUUCCCUCACGUGCAAUUCUGUAAGCAUUUUUCCAAAAUCCGAUUGCCAAAUAGGAAUAGGAACACAAAUACUAGCCAUAACUCCACUAAUAAUUUCAUACAUAAAUGGACAAAUCUUGAUUUACAUAAUGAGGAAUCACAGAUUUCAUGAGCCCAACUCUUUGAAAAGAAGAUACUCCCCUCUUUUAUUGUUAAACAACACGAUUAUUCUCGUUGAGAUUUUUUCCCAUUACAUUUAUGAAGUAAAAUUAGAUCAAUUACCUAAUAGUUCCAAGCUGCUGAUAUUUUGAAAUAUUCAAUGGCUAUUUUGUUUGCGCUGAAUUAAAUUGUAGAUCAAUUAACAAAUUUCCCUUAUAGAGAUCCCAUACGAGUUCCUUCUAUUAGAUUGGCUUUCGUGUAUGCUUGGAUAGUCAUAGCUGUUACUGCCUUUAAAUUUGGGUUUUUUCAAGAAGAGAAUCUAUUUUUCCUGAUUAUCUUGCCUUUGCCAGGAUUAGCUAUUGUAGGAGAAACCUUAUCAUCUUUAUUUUAAAAUCAUGCGAUAUUAAAUUAUAAUUCUAGCAUUUAAAUAGAAGAAAAACAUAUCAUCAUUGCAGUCGACUAAUGUUAUAAAUAUCAUAUUGAAUAUUUAAAAGUAUAGUUAUAAGCAAUUGAUUCUAGGACCCAUAGGCAUAAUUGCAAUAUUUUCAGUUUUUAAUGAUUCAUCGUUUGUAUUGUAAGAAUAAUAAGUGCUACUCCAAACUCAAACGGUUUGAGACUUUGAAUGUGGAUUAAAAAAAGGAUCUCAACACUCUCACUCUGAGCAUCAUCAAAUGUAUAUUUAAGGCAGCCCAAAACUGGCUGUUUUCUAUGUACUCUUUAUAAUAAUAAAAUAGUCAUAAUCAAAAUGCAGAUUUAUAAUUCGAGCAGUUGUAAUUAUAGUAUAUUAGUUUUGUCUCGGAAAUCGCUCAGAAGCCACUCAUAGGAUAUUUAGAAUUGAGACAAUAUUAGAACAAUAAAUUGAAUAACAAUUCCACUUACUUCGUUGAGAUUACUAACAAACUGGCUGAUCAAUUAAAAAAACAAAUCACGGAUAACUAAGUCAGACAGAACUCAAAGGCUGUCUUAAUUCAUGAAUAAAGAACUUAACUUAUAGAAAUCUCAUUGACUUAGCAAUGGUAAACUCAAAAUCUGUAUGAAAAUUUAUUAUAAAUCUAUAUAAAAUUGGUAGAUUAAAAAAUAGAUCAUUGGCAAAAUCUAAUAAAUGGAUAUCCGAGUUUGAAUCCAUUUUAAUAUAACACAUAAAAAUUGUGUGAAAAAAUCAUGAAUGUAAUGUAUGGACAUAUGAUUAGCUUAGGAUUGCAUUGGAUAAGUAUAUAGGAGUACCUUAAGAAUGGUUUGAUUUGAAAACAACCACUACUAAAGGUAUUGCUGUAAAAAAACUAAGUCAUGCUUAACUAAACAUCAAUGUAAUAACCUUAAAAUUAUACUCUUUAUUUUAUUCUUUAGUAAUGAAUGAUUUUGAUAGAGUAAGGAUAUAUAUAAUAAUUAGGCUAUUUAUGUAGAAUAGUAUGUGAAAGACUUAACUUCAAAUGAUAGAUAAAAGGAAAUUGAUAUAAUAGAUAACAUAUCUCUAUACAAUGAUUCAACUACCAUUAUUUUGGUUAGCAUCGUUAAGAAUAAAGGGAAGAUUGUUAAUAAAAAUCAAUUGGCAUUAGCGAAUUUCUUCCAUUACAUUGAUGCAAAUGAUUUCAAGGAAUCAGUCUCCUAGGUACAUAAUUUGCUACCUAAAACUAUGAUGAAAGGUCAUGAAUAUUUGAUAGAUGCUUUUAUAUAGAAAGGACAUAGUGAAUAUUUCAUUCGUAAGAUAUCUGGAUAUUAUGAGAAUAAAAAAGGAUUUAUUGAGAAAUGCUAUGUAAAAUUAGGGAAUUUGUUUGAGGAAUUAGAUGAUUAUGUUAUCACAGCAUCCAUUCUUAAAUGCAAUAUAUCUAAUUAGCUUAUUCUUGUUGAUGCUGAAGGAAAGAUUAUUGGAAUAAGUGAGGAAUUAUAUAAAACAAUAAGUGCAAAGAUUCCAAACAUUACCAUUGAAUUUUUUAAAGAAUUCUGUCACUUCUUUCUGAUAUUCCCCUCAUUUUUGACUAUUUUGAACUAAAAUCUAAGUAAAAUAAAUGAAUUAGAUCAUCAAUUUAUUGAAGAUGAAGAACAUCUAUUCUAUAUACCAUCAAAUUUGGUUGAACUUAAUUCUCUAUUUGUAAGAGAAUCUUAUGAGAGAAUUGGCAAUACACUUUAAGAAGGUUUAGAGAGUUAAAAUUUGAGUUCUUGGAGAUCUUGGAAAUCUGUAUCUAAAUCUUUGAAGAGUGAUCAUUCCUUGGGAUUGGACAGAGGUAAUACAACUAUAUUAGGGGAGAAAGUACCUAUAGCGGAUAGAUCUAAUAUUAAUUUUCACUUUCAGUUUAUGAACUAGCAUAAGGACUAAUUGGAGAAGGUAUUGAUUUCAUGUAAAUAUAAAGUACACGAUAAUAAGAACCAAAAUAAAAAUAUCUUUUUAGAUGAUGAAAGUGAAAAGGUAUUCUUACCCUUACUUCAUCAUUGAAUUAGAACACAUGAAUGAAAUUACUUCUUAGCAUAAGUUUUACAACAGAUAUCCAACUAUGGGAUAAAACUUUGAGGCUUCCAACACUUUGUUUAACUCAGCUUUAAACCACAAAUCUUUAAAUGAAACGGUUCCAUCAAGUGCAGACAGAUCAAUUUAGGAUACUAAACCAGUUAGUUUUUAGCCAGCUAAAUUAGUAAUAGAUUCAUAACUGACAAAACCAUCAAAAAUUAAUGAAGAAAAAAUAAAAUAAUUAAUUUAAUAAGAUGACAGUAAUAUCCUGUUUGGAAAUGACCAUUCAUAAAUUAGAUUAUUCGAUAAACCAAGUGCAAUAGAAGUUUAAGAUGUAUCUGCUCCACCAUCUGAAAUUAUGUUACCUAAGAAUGCAUAUCGGCCAGAUUUUAGUGGAAUCCCUCGACAGAAACAUUAAGACGAUGAUUCUGAUGAGUUCUUUUAACUCCACAAGUAAUUUGAUGUAAGAAUUCAAUGUUAUUAUUUAGGAAAAACCAUACAAAGUAGAGGAGAAAGAAUUAUAAAAGGAGAAAUCAAGUGAUGAUUUUAAAGAUAAGGAUGAAUCACAAUAGGAAAUAGAAGAUAAUCUUGAGAAGCAUUCUUCAAACUAAAAUGUCAAUAAGAAGAACUUUAUUCAAUUAUUGGUGGAGAAUAAAAAAAUGCUAUAGGAGUAAGAUUGAAUUAUGAUAUCUAAUUGUAGGAAUCAAAAUGACAUUGAUGAGGAGGAGAAGAAAAAAAGAUCAAUUGCGAGUUCAUCAAAGACUAGUACUUCUAAGUCUCCUUCAUUGCUUGUUCGUUCCUUGUAUUAGGUAAGUACAUUUGGAGGAGGACUUAAGUCUGUUAUAUUUGCCAUUUUAGUGUAUCUUGUUUUGCAAUUUUGUCUUGUGUUUGUUAAGUUGAGCAUCAUUCAAAGUAAAAUGUAAGAAUUAAUGUAGACAAUUAUGACAUUUUAUAAACUAAUAUCAAUUAUGUCACUUAUCCAGAAACUUUGAAUUUCUACUUCUAAAAGAUGGCCUUUUUUGCUUGGAUCAGUUUGUAAGAUAGGUUGGAUAUCAUUGAGUAUAGUGAGUUCAUUAGAAAGUAACAAAUAGAAGAACUGAAAGCCACUAGAGCUAUCAUAGAUAUAAAGUUAAAUGAAUUAUAUAAAGGAAUUAUAUAAUUUGAGGAGUAAAUUAUGAAUGAUGAGCUUAAGUUAGUAAGCAUUAACGAUUUAUCGUUUUCGGAAUAAUAGCUUGAUCUUACUUAAUUGAUUUAAUAAAUUCAAUUGCAUUCCUUUAAUUAUAUAGACAAUGCUGAAGAAGGUGUUAUCUUUUCUGAUUGCAUGUUCUUUAGAUUGAAUGUCCCUUAUGUUUACAAGUUUGCUUACAAAUACAUCACUUUACUUAAUGAAAACUUGGUUUAUUAUGAGGAUAGAAUUAUAAACGAUGUCGUAGUAUUAACCAUGACUUUUAUUGCCGUCAAUAGUUGUAUCAUUUUGUAUCUACUGUAUAAUACAUUUUUGUUGACUCAAUAUGAACGAUAGAUUUUGAUGCUAAUAACUAGAGUAUCUCAUAGAACUGCUGAAGAUAUCAUGUAGAAACUAACUGAUGUAAAGACAAUUUUGAUUGAGCCUUCAUAAUUGAUAUGGAAAAGAGUAAAUUACUUUGAAUUGAAUUAUGAACAAGUCCAAUAAAAUCAAUAAGUGACGAGUCUAUUGUUUGCAAAAUCAGUGAAAACUCAAUCGGUUACCAAAUCGAAUGAACUCUCUGGGCAAAAGUCAAAAGUAAGAUCGAAAAGAUCAUAUUAAAGUAACUCUUUGGCUUAGAGAAUCUAUGAUUUAACCUUAAGUUAUCCCUCGAAUUUUAUCUUCCUUUUCUUCCUAUGGUUCUUGGCAAUAUUAUUCAUAAUUGGAGGGAUUUUGGUUACUAUCAGUUAAGUAUCAGAUAUUAAACCUACCCUUAAUCUUAAUUUACAAUUGAUUCGAUUCAAACUUAGAUUUGACACCUUGAUUGUCUUGGGGGAAUGUUUAAAAACUCAAUAAGUAAUCAGUGAUAAAUUAGAAGCCAAAUUUGGAAACAUUAAUAUUGAUAUGAAAAAUCAAUUAAUUUUGGAUCUCUUUAGCGAGUAAACCGAUGGAUUUUAGGACUCAAUGAGAAGCAUCUAUGAUUCCCUUGCUAGUUAAUCUGGACUCUUGGAAGCAUAAAAGAAAGAAUUGCUAAUGUACUUUGAGGAUAGUCUGUGCAAUUACAUGAGUGAGGAAAUACCAUUUUGUACUAUCAGAGUAUCAAAUCAAAACUUUUCUGUUCCUGACUCCUUCAAAACAACCUAUGGUAAUCCAUGGUUAGAGGAUAAUAAUUUUGAUUAUCUAUCUGGUGGAAUUACGGGUUGUGUAUAAGAGUUUACAAAGACUUUAAAUUUGUAUUUCUCCAAAGAAAUUUAAUCAAAGCAAUUGCAAGUAUCUACAACUUAAGAGGCAGUAUCUUUUUUAAAAACAUAAAUUCAUCUUAAUCAAUUUGUUGAGUAUUUUCUAGAUUCUGGAAAGUUAUUGACAAUCAUAGGGGACAAUUUGUUCGAAUAGAAUUAAUCGAAAUUAUAAUAAGCCACAACAAUAAUGCAAUUAUAUAUUUAUAUAACAGGACUAGGUUUGCUAAUUAUUUUAGGUUCGAUCUCUUAUUUUUGGUUAAAGUAUGUUAGUUCGAGAAUGAAAUUAAUGAGAUUAAGUUUGACAUUAAUCCCAUAUGAAAUUCUAUUGGAGCCAAAGACAAUGAGUUCUUUAAAAUAAUUAUGA
Molecule: messenger RNA, 7305 nt
Organism: Paramecium octaurelia
Lineage: Eukaryota; Ciliophora; Oligohymenophorea; Peniculida; Parameciidae
Source: the annotation of a GenBank genome assembly